AUGGGCACUGCCUCUGGGCCUGCCAAGCUACAAGCGGUCACAGAUCUGGUCAACAAACUCAGCGAUGAUCUCGAAAAUAUCUCGCUGCUGCCAAAGGAUCGCAACGAUGCCCUCGAGGAGCUUAAGAUAUAUGGAAGAGAUGCCAAUUAUGCCGAUCCUAUAUUCACCAAAGGUGGAAUCACGAUGCUUCUACGGUACUCCUUUUACGACGCGCCAAGUGAGACGUCGAGGGCUGCCUUGCGAGUCCUGGCCAAUGCUAUGCUUCUGAAGCCAGACACACGUCAAAUGUUUGUCGACCAAGGGUAUGCAGCGCAAGCUUGCCAUCAACUUAAGGUGGACAACUGGGACAACGAGUUCCUCCUCUCCAGGAUUCUUUUUCUCUCCACAUACGGCACCACUAUUGAUUUGACGGACUUGAUCGAAAACCAUCAGCUGGCUGAACAUAUUGUCAAUAACUUGGAACGCCACGUGACGGUCCUAUCACAUCAGCAGGAACAGAAACUAGACCCCAUGGAAAGCAUGGCUCUAGGAGAGACUUUGAAGUUGAUGUUCAACGCGACGCACUUCUGUAAAGCAAAAGUGGGCAUGUUCACCCCAGCCAUAUCCCAUGUUAUCGCUCUGCUCUGGAAGCAGGAUAUAUCCGAUGCCGCGCCUCUGGAGCCCCCCUUCGGUCCCUUGGUGAACUCACUCCUGAAUGUGGAUCUCCAUGCUGACCAGCACCAAACGGUACUAUUUGCAACCGAAAAUCCAAACAAGGUGACGUCAAGACUCGUGCACCUGCUCGAUAAAGGAAUUAGGGCCUAUAGUGGCAACGACCUUGAAACUGUUGUGACUCCUGUCGUGAGCCUCCUUUCCAAAUUCUAUGAAAUUGCGCCCCAGCCCGUCCGCCAAUCAAUGCAGGAAUGGUUGCUGCCGACUGCCCAGGAUCGUCAAGGCGUGCUAGGUCGUGGAGAUUCUUUGCCAUCGAAGGUGCUCCAUAACUCCACGAACGUCACUGCUCCAGCUUUGCGAGACGCCAUUUCUCACCUCCUUUUCGACCUUUCAGACAAGGACGCAUCGAAGUUUGUCCAAAAUGUUGGCUACGGUUUUGCAUCGGGUUUUUUGCUUCGAAACAACGUCCCGGUACCCGCAUCGCUAUCAGCAACUUUCGACGCGUGUGACACCAAUGGAGCGCAGAAACCUGUGAAUCCCAUUACUGGUCAAUUUCUGGACAAGGAGAAGUUUGCUGAGACGCCAGAAAUGACAGAGGAGGAGAAGGAGCGGGAGGCUGAGCGACUUUUUGUUCUUUUUGAACGGCUUAAAAAGACUGGCGUUAUCAACGUACAGAAUCCCGUUGAGAAAGCACUCCACGAAGGGAGAUUCGAAGAGCUGCCUGACGAUUUCGUCGAGGAGCUGGAUUGA
Messenger RNA from Ustilaginoidea virens, 1401 nucleotides. RefSeq lists its product as uncharacterized. Gene Ontology annotation, biological process: G protein-coupled receptor signaling pathway. The transcript has 5 exons. The record is from RefSeq and is a predicted model, not a curated record. NCBI's taxonomy places the organism in Eukaryota, Fungi, Ascomycota, Sordariomycetes, Hypocreales, Clavicipitaceae. The coding region runs from base 1 to 1401 and encodes 466 amino acids. Gene Ontology annotation, molecular function: G-protein alpha-subunit binding; guanyl-nucleotide exchange factor activity. Gene Ontology annotation, cellular component: cytoplasm.